AUGGGCGCUUGUAUGAGCUCAAACAAUGACGAGGUGUUGAGGAAGAAGCACAGUCAAGCGAUCGACAAACAACUCGAGGAGGACUCUAAAAGCUACGAAGAGAAUGCAAGAUUCUCCUUCUCGGUACGAAACGCCAACUCGCGCGCUUCACAGAGCGUCGAUCCCUUGCGACGCUCCGGUGAAAGUGGAAAGUCGACGAUUGUGAAGCAGAUGAAGAUUAUUCACUUAAAAGGUUACUCCGACGAUGAACUCAAAAACUACCGCCCUACCGUAUUCAAGAAUCUCGUCGAGUGUGCCAAGGCGGUCAUCCAGGCAAUGCACCAGUUUGAUAUACCCUUUGCCAAUGAAGAAAACAGCAUGCACGCCAAGUUUCUGAUGGAGUACUCUGCUGAGUCCGGACCGCAAGCGAAUAUCGAUCCCGCCAUUGGCACUGCCGUCAAGGCUAUCUGGAAUGACCCGGCAAAGGAUAUUCUAAUGGAAAGACAGACCGAGUUCUACUUGAUGGACUCGGCGCCCUACUUUUUCAAAGAGGUCGAACGCAUCGUUUCGCCCAACUAUCUCCCUACCGAAAUGGAUGUCCUGCGAGCCCGAACGAAGACGACUGGUAUCUACGAGACUCGAUUCCAGAUGGGCCAGCUCAGCAUCCACAUGUUCGAUGUCGGCGGCCAGCGAAGCGAGAGGAAGAAGUGGAUACACUGCUUCGAGAAUGUCACAUCCAUUAUCUUUUGCGUGGCGCUUAGCGAGUAUGAUCAAGUGCUUCUUGAAGAGAGCAGUCAGAACCGCAUGAUGGAGAGUCUUUUGCUCUUCGACUCUGUGGUCAACUCUAGAUGGUUUAUCAGAACCAGCAUCAUCCUGUUUUUAAACAAAGUCGACAUCUUCCGCGAGAAGCUCAGCCGGUCACCUCUCGGCAAUUACUUCCCAGACUACUCGGGAGGUAACGAUGUGAACAAGGCUGCCAAAUACCUACUAUGGAGAUUUAACCAAGUCAACCGAGCACACCUCAAUCUUUAUCCACACCUGACACAAGCGACCGAUACCUCGAACAUUCGACUCGUAUUCGCGGCCGUCAAGGAAACGAUAUUGAAUAAUGCCCUUCGCGACUCGGGCAUCUUAUGA
Molecule: messenger RNA, 1116 nt
Organism: Parascedosporium putredinis
Lineage: Eukaryota; Fungi; Ascomycota; Sordariomycetes; Microascales; Microascaceae
Source: the annotation of a GenBank genome assembly